CUGAUUGGCUGAUUUUCCCCCGGUCAGCUGACACUGUUUGGGUGUAGAAGAGGAAAAUGGCAGCUGAUACCGGGAGAUACAGGAGCGCAGUGACCAAAAGCAAGGACCCUUCCAGUUUAUUAAUCUCUGUUAUAAGGACUCUGUCGAGCAGCGACGAUGUGCAGGACCGCGAGACCGAGAAGAGUCGUCUGGAGGAGGCCUACGAGAAAUGCGACCGUGAUCUGGACCAGCUCAUCGUUCAGCACUACACGGAGCUCACCACGGCCAUCCGCACCUACCAGAGCAUCACAGAGAGGAUCACCAGCUCACGCAACAAGAUUAAACAGGUGAAGGAGAACCUGCUGUCGUGUAAGAUGCUGCUCCACUGCAAGAGGGACGAGUUGAGGAAGUUGUGGAUCGAGGGCAUCGAGCACAAACACGUCCUCGAGCUGCUGGAUGAGAUCGAGAACAUCAAGCAGGUUCCUCAGAAACUGGAGUCCUGCAUGGCUAGCAAACACUACCUACAUGCCACCGACAUGCUGGUGUCAGCAGUGGAGUCUCUGGAGGGGCCCCUGCUGCAGGUGGAGGGUCUGAGUGACCUGAGGCUGGAGCUGCACAGCAAGAAGCUCAACAUUCAUCUGGUGCUGAUCGAUGAGCUGCACCGCCACCUCUACAUCAAGUCCACCAGCCGCGUGGGCCAGAGGGGCAAGGACAAAGGACGGCUCGGAGGGUCUACUCCAAAGGACUCAUCUAUUUUAGAAGUCAGCGGCAUGUCCACUCCGAGGAAACUCACCGAGACGUCCCAGUUCAGCACUCCGGCAGCAUCCAGCAUUCGAGAUUUGCAGGACGAUCUGGACGCAGACCCGGAAGAAAACAGCGCCGAGUUCAUGGGGAUCCUCAUCAAAGCUUUGGCCAAACUCAAGAAGAUCCCUGAGGCCAUUAAAGCCAUCAUGGAGCGCCUAGAGCCAGAACUCAAGCAGAUCCUUAAAAGAUCCACCACCCAGAUCGCAGAUCAUGCCUACCAGAGAGGAGAGAGCCUGGCACAGGACAACCAGCCGAGGCUGCUCCUGGAACUGCUGGAGCUUCUGUUUGACAAGUUUAACGCCGUGGCCACGGCUCACAGCAUCGUUCUGAACCAUCUGCAGCAGAUCGUUGUGUCUCCCAGUGGAGCUCAUGAGGGCAUCAAACUCUACGAGCAGGCCGAUGUCUCUGCCAAGAUCCAGACUGUCCUACAGUUGCUCCUGAUGGACUACCUGGACGUAAAGAACACGCGCAGCGCGGCCGAACCCUCGGCCCAGCUCUCUUACGCCAGCACCGGCGGAGACUUCGGAGCUUUUUUCGGCAAGAAGAAACCGCUUCGACCCAAACAGUCUCUGUUCAAGUUUGAGUCGUCCUCCCACGCCAUAAGCAUGAGCGCGUACCUGCGAGAACAGCGGCGAGAACUUUACAGCAAGAGCGGAGAGCUACAAGGAGGAGCUGACGAUAACCUGAUCGAAGGAGGAGAGACCAAGUUCCUGUGUAAGCCUGGAGCCAGGAACAUCACCGUCAUCUUCCAGCCUUUGCUUAGGUUCAUUCAGGAGAUCGAGUCGAGCAUGGGUCCAGGGAAGCAGUGCCAGCUCCGAACCUUCCUCACCUACUAUAUCAACGAGUUGUUUCUGAACCAAGUGCGUACCGAGACCAAUAAAGAAAUAGAAACGGUCACUAAAGUGGCUGAUCCUCUCAAAAUCCUGGCCAGCGCUGACACCAUGAAGAACCUGGGCGUCCAGAGACCUCUUCUACAGAGCACCAUCAUUGUUGAGAAGUCCAUCCAGGAUCUGAUGAGUCUCAUGCAGGACCUCAGUACUUACUCUAACCAAUUCCUGGAGAUGAUCUGUGACAAGCUCAAAGAGUACAAGGAGAUCUGCAACACCGCCUACAGGAGUAUAGUACAGUGUGAGGAAAAGCUGACCAUCAGUGCCUCCUGGGCCAAAGACGAGGACAUCAGUCGUCUGCUGCAGUCUCUACCCAACUGGUCCAACAUGACUCAACCCCGACAGUUGCGUCAGAAAAGAGAGGACGAGGAGGAUUUUACACGUGCGGCUUUUGCUAAGGAGUCCGAGGUGCUGACGGGGAACCUGGGAGACAAGCUGAUUCCUCCGAGCGAGAUUCUUCGGGAUGUCAGUGACCUGAAGGCUCUGGCUAACCUGCAUGAGAGCAUGGAGUGGCUGGCUGUUUGCCUCAAAGGCUUCUUCUUCAGCCUGCCCCAAAACUCCAGUUCAUCUCCAGGCUCGGACACACAUGCGAGCAGUGAGAGCGCCCGUAAUCGGGAGCACAUCCUACAGACCCUAUCAGACCUAGCCAGGUCUUUUCAGGACAUCGCAGACCGCUGUCUGCUCGUGCUGCACCUGGAGGUCAGAGUGCACUGCUUCCACUAUCUCAUCCCCCUGGCCAAGCAGGGCAACUACGCCAUUGUAGCCAACGCCGCCAGCAUGGACUACGACCCCCUAGUGGUCAAGCUGAAUAAAGACAUCAGCGCCAUUGAGGAGGUGAUGGGAGCCGCGCUGCAGCAGCACAAGUUCCAGUACAUCUUUGAGGGUCUGGGCCACCUGAUCUCCUGCAUUCUGAUCAACGGAGCUCAGUACUUCAAGCGCAUCAGUGAGUCUGGAAUUAAGAAGAUGUGCAGGAACAUAUUUGUGCUCCAGCAGAACCUCACCAACAUCACCAUGUCACGUGAAGCCGACCUGGACUUCGCUAGGCAGUACUAUGAAAUGUUGUACAACGCAGCAGAUGAGUUGUUGAACCUGGUGGUGGAUCAGGGUGUGCGUUACAGCGAGCUGGAGUACAUUAACGCUCUGAGCCUCCUGCACCGAAGCCAGACGGGUGUGGGAGACCUGAGCGUCCAGAACACACGCCUGCAGCGUCUCAAAGAGAUCAUCUGUGAGCAGGCCGCCAUCAAACAGGCCUCCAAAGACAAGAAGAUCACCACUGUGUAACACACACACACACACACUCCUGUAAAAAGCUGUACAUGCCUAUAGCUUAUUUACUUAAUGGGCAACACAAGAAGAUGAAAAAAACACACACUGCAAACAUAUUGUUUACACACACACACACACACACACACACACAAAAUUAGUCUUUAAUGAAAUAAUCCCCUGCAUGUCUCACCAGCCACAGCAUUUUUUUUUUAUUUAUUUUUUUUUUUUUUACUAUUCGAGGACACGAUCAUCUCAUUUUCCUGUAAUAUAAAAGCACUGUUCUCGGUUAGAGACACAAACACACACACGUCCGGUUGUGUCCAUAAUUAUUAUCGUAGACGCCCUGCGAAGUGUCUUGUUGAAGGGAAACACGUUUUUUCUUUUCUUUACUUUUCAUUAAAAACAAGGAUUGAUCACUUAGAACUCUGAACCAUUGAGGUGUGUGUGUGAGAGAGGGGGAGAGAGUGAAAGAGUGAUAGAGAGGGCGAGAGGGAGACAGAGAAAGGGGUAGACGGUGGGAAGAGACAGAAAAAGGGGUAGAGAGGGAGAGACAGAGAGAGGGGGGGAAGAGAGACAUCUAGAGUCUCCAACUACAGCUAUUAAAUCUUUAAUUCACCUCUUUUUUCUUAAGUCUUACUCACUUAGUCUGUCUCUCACUCACUCACUCUCACACACACACACACACACACACACACAUAGCCACAAAUCAUUCAUUCUUUCUGCCCCAUGGUGUUUUUAGUUCAUUAACUCGGAAGAAAAGUGCUUAACAAGAGAGGGAGAAAGAAAGCUCUGUCGAUACAGAAACACGGGCACCAGGCAACGGCGCUCCCCGAAGCCAGCGCAGCAAUACAUCAUUAUGACUCAGUGUCAGGAAUCAAUAGCGGCCUACGGGGGCUGCCGAACGUAUUAACACGGAGAAAACAUCUUUAAUAUUCCGACUUCAUUUCAAUGAUCGCGUGCAUACGGAGACGAAGCGAAGGAGAGGUUGCUGAAAUGUCACAGGAGUGAGGUUCGGUGGAGCGAAGCUGAGAGCUACUUAAACCUGAUUCGCUCAAUUUUUCUUUUUAAUAUAUACAAGUUCAUCACCAAUCCUCCUCAGCAGAAUUCCCACAAACACCAAAAUAUUUUGUAUGCUUUUUUUUCUGAGGGUUUUUUUUUUCACCGUUAAUUUCUUUCUUUGUUUCUGUGUACAAUUAUUUCUUUUGCUUUAAAUGUACCAUGAUUAUUACUCGACCUACUAAAUAUCGAAUGAAAUCUUUCUGUGGCAUUUCAGUUCUGUACAAUAGAGUCAACACGAAAAUAAAUACAACGGACUCCGUCA
Tachysurus vachellii is the source of this 4257-nucleotide messenger RNA. It is a transcript of the gene exoc4, whose product is annotated as exocyst complex component 4. The record is from RefSeq and is a predicted model, not a curated record. Gene Ontology annotation, biological process: chemical synaptic transmission; Golgi to plasma membrane transport; exocytosis. The transcript is spliced from 18 exons. Gene Ontology annotation, cellular component: growth cone membrane; synapse; exocyst. The coding region runs from base 57 to 2951 and encodes 964 amino acids. Lineage: Eukaryota; Metazoa; Chordata; Actinopteri; Siluriformes; Bagridae.